GAGGCCACGCGACGCGAGCGGCCACGCCGCUCAUCCCGCUACUUCUUUCACCGCCGUCUCCUCCUUCUCCGCCGCUCCUCCUCCCGCUGCACCUGCCUCAGAAAUGGAGGCCAGUUCUAGCACUGCCCUGUAUCCUCAGCGCCGCUGCAAAAACGUAUACCUGGUGAGGCAUGCUCAGGGUAUCCAUAACGUGGAAGGCGACAAGGAUCAUAGCGCCUACAAGUCGCCUGCGCUGGUCGAUGCUCGCAUCACCCCUUUGGGCUGGAGUCAAGUUGAUUGCCUGCGAGAGCAUGUGACAGAAUGCGGACUAGCGAAAAAGAUUGAGCUGGUUGUUGUUUCCCCUCUAAUGAGGACUAUGCAAACUGCAGUGGGGGUCUUUGGUGGUGAGAACUGUACUGAUGGAGUAAGUGCAUCACCAUUACUAAUGGUAGAAGGUGCUGGACACAGUGGACGUCAGGCGAUUUCAAGUUUGAACUGCCCACCAUUUCUUGCAGUCGAGGCCUGCAGGGAGCGCCUGGGUGUUCAUCCCUGUGAUAAGAGGAGCAGCGUAACAGAAUACCGUGCUCUCUUUCCUGCCAUUGAUUUUUCCUUGAUAGAGAAUGAUGAAGAUGUUCUUUGGGAACCCGAUGUCAGAGAAGCAAUUGACGUUGUUGCUGCAAGGGGCAUGAAGUUCCUUGACUGGUUAUGGACAAGAGAAGAAAAUGAGAUAGCUAUUGUCACCCAUAGUAGCUUCUUGGAUUUCACUUUGAACAAGUACAGUAAAGAGUGUCAUCCAACCAUAGCAGAGGAUAUGCGCAAGCGCUUUGCAAACUGCGAGCUCCGGUCGAUGGUGCUGGUCGACAGAAGUAAGCUUGGAUCAGAUACCCCUACAUAUGAUUUCCCUGGGAAGAUAUCGACGGGACUUGAUCUGCCUAGUGAUGUCGAAGACAAGAAGCACAUUGAGGAAGCUAGCAAUGGGAACCGAGGAGCGGUUGGUUGUCUAGAGCACACGCACAUGAGCUCGCCCACUCGCCUCAUUUCUACCUAACAACGCAGAGUCAAGCGAGGGAACUUCUCCCUUUAAUCACAUUUCUUUUGAAGGAUCUAGCAAGAACUGAGACCCUUGACCUCACAAUGGUCAAGUUUCAGUUGCAUGAUUGAUAUUGAAGCGAAGUUAAGCGAGACCUUAUGGAUAGGGUUUACCAUCUGUCACUCUGGAGUAUGAUUAGAACAAUUCGUUAUGUUCAUUAUUUGAUUUGUUGUAUGAGCACAUACCCAAAUUCAUGGGAAUGAGGAUAAUACAUGUCCCUUCUUUUUUAUU
Molecule: messenger RNA, 1300 nt
Organism: Hordeum vulgare subsp. vulgare (domesticated barley)
Lineage: Eukaryota; Viridiplantae; Streptophyta; Magnoliopsida; Poales; Poaceae
Product: phosphoglycerate mutase-like protein 1
Exons: 10
Coding region: 104-1027 (307 amino acids)
Cellular component (GO): cytoplasm
Molecular function (GO): phosphatase activity
Source: RefSeq, a predicted model, not a curated record